Messenger RNA from Exophiala oligosperma, 4473 nucleotides. RefSeq lists its product as uncharacterized. The record is from RefSeq and is a predicted model, not a curated record. Lineage: Eukaryota; Fungi; Ascomycota; Eurotiomycetes; Chaetothyriales; Herpotrichiellaceae. The transcript is spliced from 4 exons. Bases 1 to 4419 code for a protein of 1472 amino acids.
AUGACGACGCCUUCCGAGUUCUUCGACAAGUUGAAGGCCUUGAAGCCCGACCAUGACUUGACUUCGGGUGUAGCGUUCAUUGCCAUUCUGCACCAUGACAAAGUGCCAAAUGAGCCUCUUCAACAGCAUGAUGCCCUGUGGAUUAAGUGUCCGAAAGGCAAAGCAUUGAGCUCAUUGCUGAAGGCGUACAAGAAGAAGUAUCUGUUGCCAGACGAGCUCGUGCUCAGACAUAAUUUCAAGGUCGUUGAUGAGACGACUAAGAUCUCUGCACUUCUCACCUUACCCUCGGAUGACUUUGUUGCACUUGAAGCAAUCCUUGCGGACGACCUCGAGACGAGAGUGAACGCCCCUACAACUUCGCGCACUGCCCUUGCUGAAGUCACAAACACUGCCAAUCAGCUCAGAAUUAAGGAUGAUCCCUCAAGUAAAGAUGCAGCAGCCUUGCCUACUAAUCCAUUAGUCACUCAAUUAACGCAUCCGAUCGCAGCUCUCUCUGCCAGCAAUGCACAGGACCAUCAUGUACGCUCAAUGGCUUCGCCGACUGAAGAAGAAGGACUCGGAUGGGAAGACUUCCUGUUUGAACGCCUCGAGUACCAACGGCAAUUUCUACAAAGAGAAAUCACGGAUGCGCUCAGUGAAAGAAUCAGGCACGAAUGGCUCUGCUUAGACGCAGGUCAGAGAAGCUAUUUCUCAGAUAGAGCAUCCAGGAUCAGUGCAACGGCCCGCUCGAUGACAGUUCGGCGUGUUCACCAUAUUGCCUUCUGGCUCUUCUACUAUGAAAAAUAUCUUUCUUCACAGAACGCUGGCAUUGAAUUGCAUGUCGAUUUUCCCUCGCAACGGCGCCAAUUCGAUGUAUCGGUAGAGCUUUGGUCUAGAAUAUGGGGACUCCAAGAACAUGCAGGAUACAUGAACAAGGGUAUGGCACUCUGGGCUGAAAUCAUAGACAAGUACGCAGAUAUCCUCAGUUUUCCGCCAUCUGAAAAUAGCGGCCCGGAACCAUGCUCUGAAAAUGUCGCAAAACUCGAAAACAGCAGGCUAGAACGAUCCCCUGAAGGUGUCGCCCAAGUCGUCAAGGAAGAACCAGUGCGAUCUCCGUUCCCUGAGGAUCGUCCUGAUCCUCCAAAAGACAGCUUAGUCGCAGGCAAUAGCUUUCACGUGGGCCUCGAGAGGGGGAUGUUAGAUGCUCAAGAGUGUACAGCUUCCCGUAUGACAAUGUCGGAGCUUUUUGAUGGUCGAACACCUGAGCAGCUUGAAAAGAGUGUUCAAAAAGGUGCCGAAUUACUCAACAAUAUCCAACACGUUCUUCGAGAACGACCCAAUGAAGAAGUCAAUCAAUGGAUCCAGGCCCUGGAGAAAGUACAAUCCCAGGCAGUACGUUCUCGCACCGUGGUGGGAGUUGUGGGGGCCACCGGUGCCGGAAAGAGCUCAGUCAUCAAUGCCAUGUUGGACGAGGAGCGUUUAGUACCCACGAAUUGCAUGAGAGCCUGUACAGCAGUCGUCACCGAGAUCAGCUACAACUACGAUGAGAGCAUCCCAUACCGUGCCGAGAUUGAGUUCAUCUCUCGGGAGGAUUGGAACAAGAUGCUUAAAGUGUUGUUUCAAGACCUUCUCGAUGGUUCUGGUCAAGUGUCUCGCGAAUGUAUCAAUGAAGAUUCAGAAAGUGGUAUUGCCUAUGCUCAGGUGAAGGCUGUCUACCCAAAGCUGACGAAAGACGAGAUGGCAAAAGUUCCCAUCGAACGUCUGAUGGCUCAUGAAAACGUGAAGUGUCUAGGUACCAUCCGGAAAGCGGAAGCAUUCGAUGCAUCGGACUUCUACAAGCAACUGCAGAAUUAUGUGGACAGCAAAGAAAAGGGAAGUGCUAGGAAAGAUAAUGGGGAAAAGGGGAAGCCGAAAGCGCGAGAAAUGGAGUUCUGGCCUCUGAUACGAGUUGUCAGACUUCAUGUCAAGGCUCCUGCCCUUGCCACAGGUGCUGUCAUUGUGGAUCUACCAGGUGUUCACGACAGCAAUCAAGCCCGUGCUGCUGUGGCUCAAGGCUAUAUGAAGCAAUGCACCGGUUUAUGGAUUGUUGCACCCAUCACUAGGGCUGUCGACGACAAGUCUGCGAAGAACCUACUCGGCGAUAGCUUCAAGCGGCAGCUGAAAAUGGAUGGAGGCUACAAUUCCGUCACCUUCAUCUGUAGCAAAACAGACGACAUUUCCAUCACCGAGGCUCAGGAUUCAUUGGGGCUUGCGGAUGAAUCUGGUCAGAUGCUGGCCAAAAUGGAAGAUCUGAGGAGAAAGAAAAUUACUCUAAAGCAACAAAUCGAAGGUCUCAAAGCGACUAAAUCGGACAUCAAUGCCGCCAUCGAAGCCCAGGACGAGCAAGUUGAGAUAUGGGAAAAGCUUCAGGAGGAUUGCCAAGCUGGACAGACGGUCUACCAGCCCAAACCGGCGACCCAGAAACGAAAACGGAUGCAAGGUUCAAAUUUUUCAAGGAAGAAAUCAAAGUAUGCUGAGCCUGGCUCCGAUGACGACUUGAUUAUUGAUGAUGAUGACGAAGGCGACUCCAAUAGUGAUGGAGGAUCGGAUUUUGCUUCAUCUAUCAACGGCGAAGAUCGCGGUCCUCCUCUUACUGAAGAUGAGAUUUCAAGGAAACUUGGAGAACUUCGGGUGUCAAAGAGAGAAGGACGACGGCAAAAGAUCCAAGUUGGUGAUGAGAUGAGGAGCUUACGAAAACAGAUUGAGCAAAUUGACAAAGACAGCGAAGCCAUUGAUGCUGAGCUAUUCGCUAAAUGUAUCUCAGGCAGAAAUGAGUACUCAAGAGCCGCCAUUCGACAGGACUAUGCAUCAGGCAUUCGUGAACUUGACCAAGAACUGGCUGAGGAGGCCGAUGCUGCAAAUUUCAAUCCUGAAGUUGACGCCCGUGACUACGACGAGGUUGCACGCAACCUCCCAGUCUUCUGCGUUUCUUCUCGUGCUUAUCAGAAAUUGAAGGGGAGGCUUCAGCGAGACAAAACACCUCCGGGCUUCGAGGACCUCGAGGAGACCGAAAUGCCUGCACUUCAAGCACAUUGUGUGCAGCUGACAACAGCUGAUCGCACAUCGACUGCCCGAAGGUUUCUCAACAGCACGUUUCAGUUUCUUAAUUCGUUAAGGCUAUGGGCUUCUAACGAUGGAACUGGGAACAAUCUCUCGGACGAUCAAUUACAGCACGAAGCUCGGAUCUUGAAAGACAAGCUGAAAAAGCUUGACAGUGCUCUCGAGAAGGCAGCCACGAACGUCGUCCUCGGUAUCGACUGCGAGCUAAAGGAGAAAAUCUAUGAUGUGUUCCCAAGUGCCACAUCGGCGGCGAAGUCAUUAGCAAGCGGCACUGUGAGACAAUGGGGCGCACCUAUCAAUCGGGAUAACCGAGCGGAAGGGGGCCUUCACUGGGGAACGUAUAAAGCUGUGGUACGACGCGAUGGAUGCUUUUCGAAUAGCUGGCGCUCUAUUAAUUUCAAUGCAGAGCUUGUGGACCCGAUUCUUCGGAUCCUAACCGGACCAUGGGAGUCUGUCUUUGCACGCAGAAUUCCCAGCAUAUUGGGUGCUCUCCCGCUCGAUGUGAGUGGCAUGCUCAGGACUUUUCACGAUGAAGUCGAAAGCCAUGCCAUCCGCAAUGGCGCUUUGAUUGCAACAUUUGAGACGCUCAAGCACCAACUCCCUGGGUACAAAGACAUCAUGAAAGAUGCAAUGGUCGAAGCUCGCACCAAGGUCACCGAGACUCAACGCGAGAUCAAUCGUGAAUUCGAACCUAGCAUUACCAAACAUAUGCAAGAAAUAUAUGAAAUCUGCGUCGAGGAAUCAGGAAUUGGCUCAUACAGUCGUAUGAGAGCCCACAUGGCUGGCUUUGUUGAACGGGAAAAGGAUUCGAUGUUUGAGGGAUCGGUCAAGCAUGUAAAGGUUCUUCUUCGACAUAUGCUGGAGGAGCUCAAGGAAGAACUGCUUACCAAGGUUGACAUGAUCUUUAUGGCUGUCCAGAAGGAUUAUACCGGUGUCUUCUCUGGAAGUGGAAGCAGUAAGACGACCGGGGUACUUCCACGUGAACAACGAGCCUUACGAAAACCGAUCCUCGAGCUUGUUGACAGCGCUGAGUUGGUAUUCAAGCGAGGUGUCGAUGUCGAACCUGAAGCCGAGCCCGAAGCUGACGAUCAGACAUCUGGAAACCCUGAAACCGACGUCGCGGAGACUGGAGCAUCUGACCAUAUCAAAAAUGAAGUCAAUGAUGAUACAAAGAUGGAUGGCAGUGCUGAAACAGUUGCUAAGGAGACUGUAAUGGAUUCAAAUGUCCCUGAUUUGGCAAAUCAGUCUUCACCACGAGAGCCGAGCACUGUGCCCAAAGAGCCUCUUCAGUCCAUACAAGAUGAAACCGGGCUUGUCAAGGGUGAACAAGAUUCUAUCUGAGUUUGAAGAUUCUAUCUGAGUUUGAAGAUUCUAUCUGAGUUUGAAGAUUCGAUC